CAUUCCUUGGCCUGAGAGGGGGAGCAGCACCCGGGCGUUCCCUCCUAGGGGGGUCCAAAUAUUGUGUCACCCCCCCCGGCCCCUCUCAUCCCAGCCAAGGGGGGCCGGGUGCGGCCUUGGACGGACACACAGCCGCACGGACGGAUGGACUGAGUCAUCCUUGGCCCAGCCGCGCGGCCCCGUCCCCGUCCUCCUCCUCCUCCUCCUCCUCCUCCUCCUCCUCCAUCCCGCCCUCCCCGCUCCGGCACCCGCCAUGGCCCCGACCCUGCUGCUGCUGGUGGGGCUGCUGGCCCCCCACGGUGCAGGCCCGUUCCCGGUGCGCCUGGCCGGGGGUCCCGGGCAGUGCGCGGGGCGCGUGGAGGUGCUGCACACCGGGCGCUGGGGCACCGUCUGCGAUGACGACUGGGGGCUGCCAGACGCGGCCGUGGUCUGCCGGGAGCUGGGCUGUGGCACCGCGCUGGCCGCCCCAACGGGCGCCUGGUUCGGGGAGGGCUCUGGCCCCAUCUGGCUGAAUGGGCUGCGGUGCCGCGGCAGCGAGGGGCGCCUGGCCCAGUGCCGACACCGGGGCUGGCGCAGCCACGUCUGCACCCACGAGGAGGACGCCAGCGCCGUGUGCUCAGCUCACCCCUUCCUCUCCCUGGGCACCAUGGAGCCCCCUGCACCCUCCACCACCACCGCCAGCACCCCAGCACCAGGUGACACGGCGCUGCGGCCGGCUGGGGGUCCCAGACGCUGUACGGGGCACACGGAGGACACCGGCGUGGCAUGCACAGGGACCCCCACGCUGCGGCUGGUGGGGGCCGAGGGCCACUGCGCGGGGCGCGUGGAAGUGCUGCACGCCGGCCGCUGGGGCUCCGUCUGCGACGACGGCUGGGGGCUUGAGGACGCGGCCGUGGUCUGCCAGGAGCUGGGCUGCGGCGCUGCUCUGGCUGCGCCCCGUGGGGCGUUUUUUGGCGAGGGCACUGGCCCGAUCUGGCUGGACAACGUGCGGUGCCAGGGCAACGAGUCAGCCUUGCUGCAGUGCCCGGCCGCCCCGUGGGGCAUCACGGACUGCCAGCACCGGGAGGAUGCGGCUGUCGUCUGUGCAGAUGAGCUGACGGCCGUGGACCCCAUGGAGCCCAGUCCCCAUCGGCUGCCAACCAGCCCAGCUCGUGUGCCCCCCUCUGCCGUGCCACACGAGACCACCCAGCCCCACAUCUCCAGCUCUCCUCAGCCUGCCCCGAGCAGCCAGACUGUGGCCGGGAUGGGGCACAGGGCUCCAGCCCAGCUACGUCUGGCCGGGGGCCCUGGGCGCUGUGCGGGACGCGUGGAGGUGCUGCACGCUGGGCGCUGGGGCACCGUCUGCGAUGACAGCUGGGGGCUGCCGGACGCGGCCGUGGUCUGCCGGGAGCUGGGCUGCGGGGUGGCGCGUGAAGCCCCCCGCAGCGCCCACUUUGGCCCUGGCACCGGCCCCGUCUGGCUGGACGAGGUGAACUGCCAGGGGACGGAGCCCACGCUGCGGCGCUGCCCGGCUGAGCCCUGGGGCAGGCACAACUGCAACCACCAUGAGGACGCUGCUGUCAUCUGUGCAGGUGGGAUGGCCCCAGGAUGGGGCAGCCACCCUGAUCCCUGCUCCGUGUCGUGGCUGGGGGCUGGAGCAGGUCUGGGGGGCACGGAGCCCUCCCCGUGCACCCCCCUCGUGCACCUGCUGGGGUCCCUCCCCGUUUCCUCAAGUUCCUGUCCCCAAGGGAUGCCCCAGCCUCUGACCCUGGGUGCCUCCGGGGGUGGGCAGGGUCCCCAAGCAGGGAUCAUUGCCCUGGGGGCACUGAGGGGACAGGGGGCCCCCAUGCACAGGAUGGGGCUGGGACAGGGCCUGAGCUCCCUCUUUACUCUUGCAGGGCCAGAGGACCUGCCAUCACCCACAGGGACCUCCCGGUGGCCCCCAGGACUGGAUCGAGUUGGCACCAUCCCCAGCACUACCCAGCGCCCCUUGGGACAGGAGCCAUCCAGCACCAUCCCCAGCACCACAAAGCGCCCCCCCGGACAGGAUCGAGUCAGCACCACCCCAGGCAAAGCGGGACGGGAUCCCAUUCGUAUCAUCAGGAUCACCCGACUCAAAGCAGAGCAGGAUCCAGCUGGCGUCAUCCAAAGCACAAAGCCCAAGGCAGGACCUGGUGCGGCUGGUACCACCCGGUCUAAGGUGGGACGGGAGCCUAGUGGCCCCACCAGGUCCAAAGCAGGAUGGGAUCCAGCUGGCACCAACAGGUCCAAGGCAGGACGGGAUCCAGUUGGCAUCACCAAACCCAAAGCAGGACAGAAUCUAGCUGGUACCAACAGGUCCAAGGCAGGACACGAUCCAGUUGGUAUCACCAAGCCCAAAGCAGGACAGAAUCUAGCUGGUACCAACAGGUCCAAGACAGGACGGGAUCCAGUUGGCAUCACCAAGCCCAAAGCAGGAUGGGAUCCAGCUGGCACCAACAGAUCCAAGACAGGACGGGAUCCAGUUGCCAUCAACAAGGCCAAAGCAGGAUGGGAUCCAGCUGGCACCAACAGAUCCAAGGCAGGACGGGAUCCAGUUGCCAUCAACAAGGCCAAAGCAGGACAAAAUCUAUCUGGCACCAACAGGUCUAAGGCAGGACGGGAUCCAGUUGGCAUCACCAAGCCCAAAGCAGGACAGAAUCUAGCCGGCACCAACAGGUCCAAGGCAGGACAAGACCCAGUUGGCAUCACCAAACCCAAAGCAGGAUGGAAUCUAUCUGGCACCAACAGAUCCAAGACAGGACAGGACCCAGUUAACAUCACCAAACCCAAAGCAGGAUGGAAUCUAUCUGGCACCAACAGGUCCAAGACAGGACGUGAUCAAGUCGCUACCAUCCAUAUCACCCACCCCAAAGCAGAACAGGAUCCCCUCAGCACCGUGAAGAUCACCCAGCCCAAAGCUGAGCGGGUUGUGGUGGGGGCCAAACAGACCACCAUGAGUCCAUCACGUUGGGUUUCGGUGGGGACCACGCAAGGCAUCAAGCCCAAAGCAGGUUGGGAUCUGGUUGGUACCACCAGGAGCACCCAGACGCUGGUAGGACGGGAUCCUGUUAGUGCCACCCAGACCGGUGGGUGGCACCCACGGCCCAAAGCAGGGCAGGACUCAGCCCCCACCACGGUGCUCCCAGCAGGUGCUACCAUGUGGGGGAACCACCACCUGGGAGAACCAGGUCCAGAGGGGACCAUGAGGAGCACUCAUCCUGCAGCAGCACUGGAUCUGGGUGGUACCAUGGGGAGCACACAUCCCACAGCAGAACUGGGUCCUGAAGGUCCCAUCAGGAUCACACGUCCUUCAGCAGGUCUGGAUCUGGAAGGCAGCACACGGAGCACACGUCCUGAAGCAGAACUGGGCCUGGAUGAUACUGUAUGGAGCACACAUCCCACAGCAGAACCAGGGCCAGGUGGUACCACAUGGGGUCCACGUCCUUCAGCAAGACCAGGUCCUGAAGGUCGCAUGAGGAGCACACGUCCUGUGGGUGCAGAACUGGGUGCAGAAGGUACGAUGAGAACACAUCCUGUGUCGGAACUGGGUCUGGACAGUACCCGGAGGGGUACUUCAGCAGAACCAGAUCCUAGAGACAACACACAUCCUUCAGCAGAACCAGGUCCAGAAAGUACCACGUGGAGCACACAUCCAACAGCAGACCCAGGUCCAGAAGAUACCAUGAGGAUCACACAUCCCACAGCAGAACCUUACACAGAUGGUGCCAUGUGGAGCACGCAUCCCACAGCGAGACCAGGUCCAGAAGGUACCAUGAUGAGUGCACAUCUCACAGCAGAACCAAGUCCAGGAGGUACCAUAUGGAGCACAAAUCCCACAGUAGAACCAGGUCCAGAAGGUACCACGAUGAGUGCACAUGCCAUAGCAGAACCAGGUCUAGAAGAUACCAUGAUGAGCACACAUCCUACAGCAGAACCAGAUACAGAUGGUGCCAUGUGGAGCACGCAUCCAACAGCAGAACCAGGUCCAGGAGGCACCAUGAGGAGCACACAUCCCACAGUAGAACCAAGUCCAGGAGGUACCAUGAGGAGCACACAUCCCACAGCAGGACUGAAUCCAGAAGGCAACACACAGAGCAUAAGUCCUGCAGCAGAACUGGACCUGGCCGAUAUCAUAUGGAGCACACAUCCCACAGCAGAACCAGGUCCAGGAGGUACCACACUGGGUGUUGAACUGGGUCCAGAAAGUACCAUGAGGAGCACACAUCCUGCAGUUGAAUUGGGUCCAGAAAGUACCAUAAGGAGCACACAUCCUGCAGCUGAACUGGGUCCAGAUGGUACCAUGAGGAGCACACAUCCUACAGCUGAACUGGGUCCAGAUGGUACCACGUGGAGCACACAUCCUGCAGUUGAACUGGGUCCAGAUGGUACCAUGAGGAGCACACGUCCUCCAGAAGAACUGGGUCCAGAAGGUACCACGUGGAGCACACAUCCUCCAGAAGAACUGGGUCCAGAAGGUACCACGUGGAGCACACGUCCUCCAGAAGAACCAGGUCCACAUGGCACCUCGCAGAGUGCACAUUCUUCAGCAGAACUGGGCUUGGCUGAUACCUUGCAGAGUGCCCGUCUCACAGCAGUUGUUCCCACAUGGAGCACGCACCCUUCAGCAGAACCAAAUACAGAUGGGACCAUGAGGAGCUCACAUCCUGCAACAGCAUCAGGUCUAGACGGUACUACGUGGGGGACACGUUCUUCAGAUGAUUUUGACCUCAAUGGAACCAUGAGGAGCACACAUCCUUCAGCACAAGCAGGUCUAGAAGGCACCAUGGAGAGCACACAUCCCACAUCAGAACCAGGCCCAGAAGGUGCUGGCGCAGGCGUGGGCCUCACUGGGGUCUCUGUGCCCCCCACCACAUCUCCAUCAGCCUCCUCAUCUCUGCCCCCUACCCUGUGGCCGGCCAGCCCCCCUGCCCUUGCAGUCCAACUGGGUCUGGGCACUGCCACUCACUCCCAGCACCCCACAGAGGCCACCAGCACCUGGGAGCCACCAGCACCCAUCCAGUACCCAGAGGAGACCCCCAGCACCCAUGGACCCCUAGAAUCCACCCAGAGCCCCCCAGGGAACCCCAGCACCCAGGGACUCCCAGCACCCACCCAGAGGUCCGAGGAGACCCCCAGAACUCAGGGACCCCCAGUACACACCCAGCACGCUGUGGAGACCACCAUGGCCUGGAAGGAGCUUGUGCUCUCCCAGCACCCCCCUGCAGAGCCCCCCAGCUCCUGGAUGCCCCCAGCCCCCUUUACCCAGUCCCCACCAGGAACCCAAAGCCCCCAAAGCCCCCCCAGCACUCACUGUGCUCCCCCCAGGUGCCACCAGCCCUUACAUGCUUGCUGCCCCCUCGGAGCCCCCCAUGGAGCCCCCCAUCCCCCAGAGCCCCCCAGCAUCCCCUCAGCACCCUGUGAAGUUGCUCGGCACCCCAACCCCCCCAGCACCCCCCCAGAACCUCACUGAUACCCUCAGCUCCAAGAGCCCCUUGGCACCCCCCCAGUAUCCAAGAGAGCCCGCCAGCACCUCGACCCCCCCAGCACACACCCAGCACCCCAUGGGGAUUUUUGACACCCAGACCCACCCAGCACCCCCCCAGCAACCCCCAGAGCCCCCCACCACCCAGGGCCCCCCAGCACCCCCGCAGCACCCUGUGGAGACCUUCAGCACCCAGGGACCCCCAGCACCCCCCCAGCACCCCAUGAAGUUGCUCAUCACCCAGAAGACCCCCCCACAUUCGCAGCACCCUAUGGAGACCUUUGGCACCCAGGCCCCCCCAGCAUCCCCCCAGCACCCUAUGAAGAUCUUUGGCACCCAGGGCUCACCAGCACCCCCUCAGCACCCCAUGAAACCCCCCAGCACCCUGAGGCCCACAACACCCCCCCAGCACCCUAUGGAGACCCUUGGCACUCAGGAACCCCCAAUCCCUCCCCAGCACCCUAUGGAAACCCUUGGUACCUGGGUACCCCCAGUCCCCCCCGAGCACCCCAUGGAGACCCUUGGCACCCAGACCCUCCCAGUACCCACAGAGCUCCUCCACACCACCCCUGACAGCCCCCCGGACAUCCCCAUGCUGCCUGGCCCCCCAUGUGCAGGUCCAGCUCCACCAGCAGUGCCAACACCCCCCUUGGUGGGGGGCCAGGGGGGUCCCUGCAUGACCCCCCUGCUGCGGGCGCUGCUGUGGGAGGUGCGGGGGCUGCGGGGGCAGCUGCGGGCCCUGGCCCGUGCCCAGCAGCGGGGGGCUCAGCGCCUGGAGGCUGUUGCCCGCCGCCUGGGCCGGCUGUCUGCCCUCGGCCAGCACCUCCUGGGGGGGCCCCCCAGGCUCUAUGGGGCCAUGGGCACCCGAGGAGGUCUUUGUAGGGGCUGCAAGUGAAAUAAAACCAGGACGGUUCCCCAAA
Oxyura jamaicensis (ruddy duck) is the source of this 6402-nucleotide messenger RNA. RefSeq names its product soluble scavenger receptor cysteine-rich domain-containing protein SSC5D-like. NCBI's taxonomy places the organism in Eukaryota, Metazoa, Chordata, Aves, Anseriformes, Anatidae. Gene Ontology annotation, cellular component: membrane. The coding region runs from base 254 to 5470 and encodes 1738 amino acids. The transcript is spliced from 11 exons. The record is from RefSeq and is a predicted model, not a curated record.